UUAGAUAUAGAUAUAACAUACGAUCUUAAAAUAUUUUCUGGAAAUAAAAUAUAUACGUACUGAAUACGUAUCCGUAUUCGAUAUUCAUUAUUCGAGACACUAGGAAAGGAGAGAGAGAGGGUUUUAUAAAUGUAGAUACCUAAGAGGUACCGAAGGAGUGAACUCAUUGAAUUUCUUCAACUUUUCUUCCAUUUGUAUUAUGCUACUGUAUUGAGAGCAAAAAGGGAUAAGAAGAGAAUUAAGAAAACUUAAACCCAAGUAAAGUUUCUCAUUUGACUCCCUCCUUGCUAACAAUUCCAGGCAGUAGCCAAAAUGGGUCAAUUUCAUGUGAGACGGAGAGGCUUGGCAAUGGUAGCAUGGACAGUCUUUAUGGUUCUUGUGAUGAUGACCAAUGUGGGUAUUGCAGAGAGAUUAUUGAAAGACGAAAGAAAUCACCAAGUUUCCAAAGAAAACGAAAAAACACGAGGGCUUCUACUUAGGGUUGUCAGCUUCCUAUGGCAAGGUGGCAAGUCUGCCUACGAACCAGUCUGGCCGGAGAUGGAGUUUGGUUGGAAAAUAGUUGUGGGAACAAUUGUUGGAUUCCUUGGUGCAGCUUUGGGUAGCGUUGGAGGGGUUGGUGGUGGUGGGAUUUUUGUUCCAAUGCUCACUCUCAUCAUAGGUUUCGACCCCAAGUCUUCCACUGCCAUUUCCAAGUGUAUGAUAAUGGGUGCAGCUGGAUCAACAGUAUACUAUAACCUGAGACUUAGGCAUCCAACACUGGAAAUGCCUCUCAUAGAUUAUGACUUGGCGUUGCUCUUCCAGCCCAUGCUUAUGCUUGGAAUCAGCAUUGGAGUUACCCUCAAUAUCAUGUUUGCUGAUUGGAUGGUCACAGUUUUGCUUAUCCUACUCUUCAUUGGUACUUCGACUAAAGCCUUAUUCAAAGGUGUAGAUACAUGGAAGAAAGAGACAGUGAUGAAAAAGGAAGCAGCAAGGUUAGAAGCUGAGGUGUCCAAACUAGCUGAUGGAGCUGUUCAAGAUUACAAAAUGUUACCUAGUGGCCCAAGCACCAUGCCAGAUGAUGAUAUUUCUCUGAUACAUAACAUAUACUGGAAAGAGUUAUCGCUGCUCGUUUAUGUGUGGAUUGGUUUUCUUAUCGUUCAGAUUAUUAAGGAAUAUCUUCAAACUUGCUCGGUCAUGUAUUGGAUUGUGAACUCUUUGCAGAUACCCAUUGCUGCCUCUGUAACAGUGUUUGAAGCCAUAUGCUUAUACAAAGGGAGAAGGGUGAUUGCAUCAAAAGGAAAAGAAAUCACAAACUGGAAGAUAUAUCAGAUUCUUAUUUACUGUUCUUGUGGCAUAAUUGCUGGUAUGGUUGGUGGUUUGCUUGGACUGGGAGGUGGCUUCAUCUUGGGUCCUCUUUUCCUUGAACUUGGAAUUCCUCCUCAGGUAGCUAGUGCAACAUCAACGUUUUCAAUGGCGUUCUCAUCCUCAAUGUCAGUUGUACAAUAUUAUCUUCUCAAUCGUUUCCCAAUACCAUAUGCUGCUUAUUUCGUUCUAGUCGCCACCAUAGCGGCUUUCACCGGCCAGCAUGUAGUCCGAAAAAUUAUCGCAGUUCUCGGACGAGCAUCGAUAAUCAUCUUCAUUCUGGCUUUAACCAUCUUUAUCAGUGCAAUCAGUUUAGGUGGAGUUGGCAUUGCUGAUAUGGUUGAAAAACUGGAAGAUGAAGAGUAUAUGGGAUUUGAAAACCUUUGCAAGCUCUCUUGAGUCCUUUCUCUCUCUUUUUUUUUUUUUUCCUUUUGUAUUUUUUACUUUGACUUAUUACAGAUGGAAUUUCUCAGCAGAGAACAAGCAAUUGCAUUGAACUUUUAGGACUUCAAAGUCAAAGCACUUGUCAAUUAUUUCCAAUUAAAGAUUUGGGUUUUGUUAUAUGUUGGUGGACGCUCAUUUUCUUGUCCAGUCUAUGCAAGAAACCUUCUGCAGUCAAA
This is a messenger RNA of Gossypium arboreum, 1961 nucleotides long. RefSeq names its product sulfite exporter TauE/SafE family protein 3-like. Gene Ontology annotation, cellular component: membrane; Cul4A-RING E3 ubiquitin ligase complex. Gene Ontology annotation, biological process: protein ubiquitination. The transcript has 12 exons. The record is from RefSeq and is a predicted model, not a curated record. NCBI's taxonomy places the organism in Eukaryota, Viridiplantae, Streptophyta, Magnoliopsida, Malvales, Malvaceae. The coding region runs from base 313 to 1740 and encodes 475 amino acids.